Molecule: messenger RNA, 1557 nt
Organism: Uranotaenia lowii
Lineage: Eukaryota; Metazoa; Arthropoda; Insecta; Diptera; Culicidae
Exons: 2
Coding region: 400-1488 (362 amino acids)
Source: RefSeq, a predicted model, not a curated record
AAUUUGUUGUACACUUACUGGCGCGUCACGCGCAAACGAGAUAACACACAGCCGCACUCCCGACACGCCGGGUGAUUCACUAAGUUUUAUUUGACUACUGUUCACCGACAUGACAUGACGACGGUCCGGUUAGAGAUCUCUCCCGCACACAAGCGGUUUGUGUUGAAUUGGGUAUGAUCGAACGCACACUGGCAGCACCACGGAACCUCAAGUUGAAGCGUAUGAAUUAUUCAUUUCGUCUCGUUUAGGCGUGCGCGCUCGCGCGCCUAAACUACAUUUCGAUUCGGGUCCGGUCCAGUCGCAAUUAAAUCAUUCAAUCUAUCGGGUGUUCGCGAAUUCCGUGUUUCUGUUUCGGUCGAUAUUUGAUUUGUUAUACGGGGAAGUGAAUCUAGGCAAAUAAUGGCAGGAAUGUCGAGGGAGGAGUUCGAGGAGUUGUUGUACUAUGUGGUGGAGUUGAAAGAUAAACUGAACGCCAAGUUGGACGAGCAAUGUGGCAAGAUAAAUCAGCAAGGGUCGAUCAUCAACCAGCAUGGGCAGAUUGUGGACGAGCUUUGUUGGCAGCUGAGAGAGCUCAGUGAGAAGGUUCGGGACGUUCGGUUGGAAAACCGGAAGCUCAAAGAACAACUGGGGCAACUGUGCCCCAAGUGCCGGAACUGUCACUGUGAUAGCGAAGUCUACGAGAACCAUGUAGCGGAUAAAUACCACGAGAUAGUCAAGGAUAGCAGCACCAUAGAUCGUAAAAUUUCCAAACUUGACGCCAAGGUCAAUCAACGGUUAGGCGGAGGCGGUACAGAAUCUUCCACAAACGAUAGCUCGAAAACGGUGAUCUACACUGAGGUGCAGAAAAAAGCUGAUGUCACCGAAUCUCCUGCUGAGAAAACACGACCGGCCACAGCAACAACUCCCUCCAAGAAGAAGUGGUUCUUUGGUGGUUCCCUUGAUCGGAAGAGCGCGAAAACAGACGAAUCUCACAAAACCACCACCAGCAACACCAUCUGGUAUCUGGAUCAGGAAACCAUCUACGAGCCGAUUGAGCUGUCCGCCAAACCGAGCACCCGCGCCCAGUUGGAAAAAAUAAGUGCCGAAGUGUCGUCCUCUACAAAAAUUCCCCCUAAACCGGCACCUCGAAGAUUCGUUUUCCCGUCCCCCCCGCCAAUCAACGAUUUAGUGGAGUACUUCCAACCCAUGGACUGCAUCAGCCGGGCGACCAGCUCCGAUGAUGAGUACGACGUUCCGCUGCGGAUCCGGCCUUUUCGGACCCUGGGGGACCUCAACGGGCAUCGGGGCAGCAGCAAGGUAGCCUGCAGUCAAAUUUCGGAUGUCGACUUAUCCUACCUCCCCGAGGAAGAAACCAUCAGCACGGAAAACGUUGUCCAUUUCACCAUCAGCAGUCGACCGGCAACGGCACUACCCUACCAGAGAAGGCCGGACGAAACUGGAAGCUCCGGAACUGACACCCGUCGCCACGCCAUACGAUCCAUUGUGUGAUAGUUGUUAUUUGCUUACUAAUUUAGCGUUAGUUAUGUUUUGAAUUUAAAAUUUAGGAAUAUUGUUGUU